Lactuca saligna is the source of this 390-nucleotide messenger RNA. NCBI's taxonomy places the organism in Eukaryota, Viridiplantae, Streptophyta, Magnoliopsida, Asterales, Asteraceae. The record is from the annotation of a GenBank genome assembly.
AUGCCAUCGUCAUUUUUCAGUGCAUUUGAGAUGUACCAGUGGGCAGGAAGUGCUAUGGGAAAUCCGAUUGAUCCGUUGGAUGCAUGUAAAUCUUGGCUAGAAGUUGACCGUGUUUAUUUUCCAAUAUGCAUCAACCCACAUCAGUGGGUACUUGACGAGUUAUGGAUGGACAUGCUGUCAUUGAAUUUGUACGAAAACUUCCGAUCUAUUGGCGCUGUGAAUAUAAUUGAUUUUGUGCAGUUUGAAGAGCUUAUGGACCAAAUUCUACUAGACAUUGGCUACUGGAACCACAUGGAUUUUCCGGUUCAGAAAGUAUCAUUACUGUUAUGGAUGUUACGGACGUGCCCCAACAAGAAGGGAUGUUUGGAGAGUGCGGUGUAUUUAUGUUGA